UCCAAUAUGGGGUGGCCACUGCGGGUGGGUCAGAGUUGCUGGUGCAUCAAAUCCAACUAUUACUUGAGAGCAACGAGGAUUGGGUAGUGUUAAAAACGGAUGUCAGGAAUGCCUUUAAUUCAAUCAACAGGAAUCACAUGAUCAACCAAGUAUUUGCAUCUUUUCCGGACAUAGCAUUUCAUGUGUUUAAGAUGUAUUCAGGUUUUGGUGAUCUGAUUGUGUCAAAAGGCUCCUCUACUGUAAAAAUAUCGUCACAGGAAGGAGUUCAUCAAGGAGAUCCUUUGGGACCUGUGUUAUUUUCCAUUGCAAUACAUCCUCUUCUAUUGAAGUUACAGUCUAAUCAAGCAGGGAUCAUGGUAUUGGCUUACCUGGAUGAUAUAUUUCUUCUUGGUCCACCAAAUGAAGCAAUGGUGGCCUUUGAGAAUCUGAGGUCUGAUUUCUCCAGUAUUGGUUUAGAAAUAUCAAGCAGCAAGUGUGAGGUCUUUUCGUCAUCCUCAGGCAUCAAACUUCUCGGAGAUCAAAUUUCAUCUAUUCCGACUACAUCCACGGGAACUACAAUCCUUGGGGUUCCUAUUGGCUGCCCAUCAUUUAUUCAGUCCCACUGUUCAUCAUUUGCUGACUCUGGAAACCUUUUGUGUGACCAACUGGUCGAGCUUGAGGAUCCACAGAGUGCGAUGCUUUUACUCAGGCAUUGCCAUGUUCCUAGAAUGACACACUUGGCAAGCUGGGCUAAUGCACUGUCGACAUUACCGAUUCGAUUCCCAGCUAUGGAGAAUCAAAUUAAUGAAAUCAUUUUUGGAGAUGGUGCAGAUGGUUCUAUUAGAUCCGAGUUACUUCGAGCAAUUCCUCCUGGCAAGAUUUUUACUGACUUGCUAGAGGACACUAAGAGACUACAACAAAAAUUAACUCGUCAACACAUGACUUUUGCUACUGCCCACAUGGUAGAAAACACUGCUUCGCCCAGAGAUGCGGCUCGCCUUCGCUCUCUAGGUGGAAAAGGUGCUGGCUCCUGGCUUAACACGAUUCCAGAAUCAGCAAAAUUCGCACUCUCACCUUACGAAUUCCGUUUGGCGUGUUUGCUGAGAUUGGGUCUAUCUUUGCCGGCUGUCAGAUGGAUUGAGCAGUGUGAUUGUGGAACUGCAUUAGACGAAAUGGGAUACCACUUGCUGACUUGUAAGAAGGGUGGUGGGCCUGUUUGGUCACACGAUUCGAUAGUAAGUGAAUGGGAUGACUGUUUGCGGCAGCUGCAGAUUCACCACAAAAAGGAACCGAGGGACAGAUACAAUGAUAGCAACAACAGACCGGACAUCGCUGUCUUUGAUGUUGGCUCUGGUGCCAAUGUGGAACUAGAUGUAGCCCUUUCACAUCCAUGGGCAUCGGACAUUGUGAGUCAGGCUGCUGAGAAAGACGGGGCAGCAGCAGCAAGAAGAGAGGACAGGAAGACAAAAAAAUACAGUGAGCUAAAGCUCGCUGGAAUGUCUUCAAUGAGAUUUGUUCCCCUCGUCAUGGAACACUUUGGUCGCUGGGGUGAAGAAGCCACAAACUAUCUACAGGAACUAUCUCGCCGAUCAUGUGAUGAUGCUGUAUAA
Messenger RNA from Corticium candelabrum, 1589 nucleotides. RefSeq lists its product as uncharacterized. NCBI's taxonomy places the organism in Eukaryota, Metazoa, Porifera, Homoscleromorpha, Homosclerophorida, Plakinidae. The transcript is spliced from 3 exons. The coding region runs from base 138 to 1589 and encodes 483 amino acids. The record is from RefSeq and is a predicted model, not a curated record.